Molecule: messenger RNA, 459 nt
Organism: Vicia villosa (hairy vetch)
Lineage: Eukaryota; Viridiplantae; Streptophyta; Magnoliopsida; Fabales; Fabaceae
Exons: 1
Coding region: 1-459 (152 amino acids)
Source: RefSeq, a predicted model, not a curated record
AUGAGUAGAAAUUGUAGCACCGGUAACCUAAUAGAUCCUUUAGUAGAACCUGAACGUUACGCUCGGGCACGUCUCUUUAUACGCAAGUUAAAGAAAGCUAUGGCCGAGGACCGUAAGCAAAGACCACUUAAGGAGUUUUCCCAACCAUCUAACUUGGAGCCUAGUUCUAGUAUAGUAAACCCAGCUAUAACAACUAACAAUUUCGAACUAAAGCCCUCACUAUUACAAUUAGUACAACAAAACCAAUUCGCUGGUUUCGCUACCGAGAACCCGAAUCAACACCUAAAGGUUUUUAUCCAGUUAGUUGACACCCUUAAAGCGAAUGGCGCUACGUCUGAGGAAAUUUGUCUAAGACUAUUCCCAUUCUCCCUUAGAGGUAAGGCACACGACUGGUUAGAUUCCCUUCCCUCCAACUCAAUAACAACUUGGGAAGACCUUAGGAGAGUAUUUCUUGCUUGA